UACUGUGUCCUGUGGCGUCUUUUCAAGGGAAGAGGGGACUCAAAGUGGCCGGCUGGCCAGCUCUACCAACAACACGAGACGGUAUAAAGACAGAAACAACCAACAUCAUGAAGCUAACGCUAACAUUUAUGUUCGUACUUGUGGCUUCUUGGACAAUGGUCCUCUGCAGCAAGGAGGAGCCCAUGUCCGAAGACCCUCCCCUCCUUCAGGUUCCCGCCGUCGAGGCCCGCUCCCGCUUCGCCGCUCUGGACGACGUGCGUCUCCUGGCCAAUGGUCUCCUCCAGCUUGGCCACAGCCUCAGGGACUUCGUCCACAAGACCAAGGGCCAGAUCAAUGACAUCUUCCAGAAACUCAACAUAUUCGACCACUCCUUCAACCAGCUCUCUGUGCUGGCCAGCGAGAUCAAGGGGGAAGAGGAGGAGUUGAAGAAGACUACGGUAGUACUCAAGGCCAACAACGAGGAGAUCAAGAGCCUAUCGCUGGAGAUCAACUCCAAGGUGGAGAGCAUACUGCAGGAGCGUAGCCAGCUUCAAAGCAAGGUGGGCGGGCUGGAGGAGAAAUUGAGCGGCCUGUCUCAGGGCCUGGUGCCCGCCGAGCAGCUGGCUGAGAUCAGCACACUGAAGGAUGUGAUCCACACCCAGGAGAGAAGCAUUGCUGAGCUGCUGAAGGCUGUGAGAGAGCAGAGCGACCAGCUUGUUCAGCAGAGGAGCAAGAUCAAGACUCUGGAGGAGAAGCUCACCUAUAACCCUUCCAUGCAAGAGACCAUUGAGAAACCAUCUGACAACUUCCAGUCUGUCACGCCAGACCUCACUGGGUAUCUGACCAACACCUCUGCAAAUGGCAGCUUCGACAUGACAGAUCUCCCAUCAGACUGCUGUGAGCUAUUUACCAGGGGCGAGAGAGCCAGUGGAAUGUACACCAUCAAGCCUAACCAAUCCGAGCCCUUCAUGGCCUACUGUGACAUGGAUCAAGAUGGAGGGGCUACUAUAAUCCAGAGAAGGAAGGAUGGGUCCGUGAAUUUCGAUCAGAAUUGGGAGAAGUUUGAAAACGGAUUUGGAGACUUUCAAGGGGAGUUCUGGCUGGGUCUGAAGAAGGUCCACUCCCUGGCUAGUCAAGGUGACUCUUUCCUGAACAUCCAACUGGAGGACUGGAAACAGGGCAAACGCUUCAUCGAAUACAACUUCUCUCUGGAUGGACCAGAGGCCCACUAUACUAUCCACCUCUCACAGGCAUCCGGAAAUCUGCCUGAUGCAAUGAGCAACCAUACCGGUAUGAAGUUCUCCACUAAGGACCGGGACAAUGACAACCUUGAAGACUCACACUGCGCUUACACCUACACAGGUGGCUGGUGGUUCAACGCUUGUGGAGACACCAAUCUGAAUGGGAGAUACAUCCACGUGAGAUCCAAGGGACGUUCAGAGUGUAGGAGGGGAAUCCACUGGAAGCCCACCAGAGGGGCCUCCUACUACCUCCGAUCCACCCAGAUCUCCAUUCGCUCCACCCCCACCACUACAGCCACCUCAACCUCCUCAGAAACAGGCAACUUCCGCUGAGAACAAACACAAGACGUAUGGACAGAAAUAAGACAUUGACCAAGCUUUGGCAAAGAUACAUGUGACUGACAGUCCCUGACAACAAGGCCUUUAAGGAGAUUUAGGAGGCCAGUUUAGUCAGGUCUCUUCUGUCGACUGCACAGUGAGACCACGUUGAUUAAAUAGACUCUAAGCCACUGUUUAUCUUAUAGCUAAUCUAAAAAGAACUCACUUCUCCUCUUCAGCAUUGAAGGCUUUGGGACACAAGGAACCAAAUGAAUUGUUAAACAUUUUUAUACUCAGGUUUAGAGUUCUAAUUUUUGGGCUAAAUUGAUUGAUAACAUCCUCCUAUUCUUACAUGCAUUUGUGGAAUCCUAGAGAGUUCUUGUUUAAGCAUUGGAAACUAUGAAUGAAUGGUGGGCGGUAUUCAUACCUGUGAUCUGUGCACAAACCUCGUAAAUAUGCAAAACAUACAUAGUUCUUUCAUGUCAAAUUUGUGUUAAACGUGCAGGUCUUAAGUCUGAAUUUAACCAGGUAUGAAGUGGUGAGGAAUUGGAUGGACAGCACACAGGCAUCCACCUUAAUGACAGCAGUUAUCACCAGGAUCUUAGUCACAUUGUCUCUCAGCACAUCUGUACUGUAUAUACUGUAUUUUUGUUACUUGUCACAUUUUUACAGUUCUGGAAAAUAAAUCAUAUUUAUGACA
Molecule: messenger RNA, 2238 nt
Organism: Oncorhynchus gorbuscha (pink salmon)
Lineage: Eukaryota; Metazoa; Chordata; Actinopteri; Salmoniformes; Salmonidae
Product: angiopoietin-related protein 3-like
Exons: 7
Coding region: 108-1553 (481 amino acids)
Biological process (GO): phospholipid homeostasis; cholesterol homeostasis; phospholipid catabolic process
Source: RefSeq, a predicted model, not a curated record